Molecule: messenger RNA, 1838 nt
Organism: Hydra vulgaris (swiftwater hydra)
Lineage: Eukaryota; Metazoa; Cnidaria; Hydrozoa; Anthoathecata; Hydridae
Product: ferredoxin-fold anticodon-binding domain-containing protein 1
Biological process (GO): rRNA base methylation
Molecular function (GO): rRNA (uridine-N3-)-methyltransferase activity
Source: RefSeq, a predicted model, not a curated record
UUUGUACCAAUAGAUGUAAUUUUAAUUGUUUAAAAAAGUCAGUAUUUUUGUUAUUAUAAUUAAUGGUUAAAAAAUGCUUGAUUUGUUUACAAAUAUUCAAUCAGCUAAAGAUCCUCAUGAUGGAAUUCUUAUUGUUGGUGAUGGCAAUUUUUCUUUUUCAAUGGACUUGGCAUGUUUUACUUCUUCUAUCAAAAUACAUGCAACCUCUUUAGAUUCAAAAGAGACAAUUUUUGCAGACGAGUGCGCUUCUACUAAUGUAAAGUUUUUAUACAGUCAGCCAAAUGUUGUGGUCAAGCACAAUGUGGAUGCUACAAAUCUUUCACAAUAUUUCCCAAAUCAUAAGUUUGCCUUGAUUAUAUUUAAUUUUCCACAUGUAGGAGGAAAGUCUAACAUUAAAAAAUGCCGUCUUCUUUUAGAAAAGUUUUUUGAAAGCUCUGUUACCCAACUUUGUGAUCAAGGUAAAGUUUUAGUUUCUCUUUGUAAGGGACAAGGCGGAACUCCAAAAGAUGUUUCACGCGGAGCCUAUGGAAACUCCUGGAAGGUUUCGACUCAAGCAGCAAAAGCAGGGUUGAUAUUAUUAAAUGUAGAACCUUUUGAUGCUAGCAGUCUGACUAAUUACCGACAAGCUGGUUACCGAAGUUCUAUUAAAAAUGGUUUUUUAACCAAUGGUGCUCUAUUGCAUACGUUUGUUCGAAGAGGUUUUGUAAAUCUUACGUUUUUUAGAAAAAUUCAAUUAAAAGACGAAUCUUGGAACAUAUUUAUUGAGAAAAUGAAAGAACUUUGCUCAAAAUCAAUUGAAAAACUACUAAGUCUUUAUAAUAUCGAAGUAUUGUUUUCAUCCGACGUGAAUAAGUUAAAUUCUAAAUGCAUUAAACAAAUCAUACGUCGUUUAAAUACCAAAAUCAGUCCGAUAUCGGCGAGUAUUUCUUUUGAUUUAAAGUAUACCAUUCAUUUGACUAAAUGUGAGUUAAGCAGCAAAACCUUUAAAGAAGCUUUGCUGGUUCAUUUUAGAGAAAAAUUGUUUUCUAAAUUUUUUGUUGAAAGUAAAGAAAAUUCGUGUUUUUUGCACGCCUCAUGUGCUUGCAAUUCUUAUCAUUAUAAUAAAACAAACACAAGUUGUAAUGUUGAUUUUGUGCCAGAUUUUGUCGAUGAAAUUCCUGUGUCGUUUUGGACAUCUUUACCUGAGAUAACUGUUUCUUUUCAUAAUGAUACCGAAGAUUUAAAAGAAAGUAUAUCAUACAAAAAAAUUACAGCUACAGAUUAUGAAAUGACAGAAGUAGAAAAGAUCUUUUUAAAAAAGGACCACACUUGUUUUGUAAAUGUCGUUACUUGUUUUUAUAUUAACGGAUUUUGUGUGGCUAAUUUAAUAGAUAACGGCGAAACCUUAGACUUGCAGAUGCGCAUACUUGAAAUAUUUCUGGCAUGCUACGAAAUAAAGAGUUUAAAAUAUCUUUGGAGUGAUGAUGAUUUCUUUAAGCAACAAUUAUUACUGCACAUGAAUACAGAUAGCGAGUUGCAGAUUUUAACUACUCCGUCGUUGUUGAGGGGAUCAAUUCAGUACCCUUUAUGCUAUCGUCACGAUUUAUGCCUUUGGCUUGAUAACCAACAUAGCGAAGAAGAACUUUUGUCAACGAUACUUACGAAUACACACGAUUGUCUUUACGGAAUAGUUUUAUUGAAGCUAUUAAAUUACAAAGAAAGUAAUUUGGUUAGUUAUUGUUAUCGGAUGAUUUAUUCUCGAUUAGAUGGACCACUGACUCAUUUGGAUAGCGUAAAAAUCCAAAAUAAUGUCAGGCUCCGUUUGUUGGAGGCAGGAUUUAAACUCAGAUAAGUUUUAA